This is a messenger RNA of Cajanus cajan (pigeon pea), 616 nucleotides long. The record is from RefSeq and is a predicted model, not a curated record. NCBI's taxonomy places the organism in Eukaryota, Viridiplantae, Streptophyta, Magnoliopsida, Fabales, Fabaceae.
UGAAGGAAUGAAUGAAAUGGAGUGGACACGUGUAAGGCCAAAGCUCGUCCACGGCAAGAACGUGACGAAGUGGAUCACGCUGAGACUGAGAGAAUCGGAGUGGAAUGUUAAAGGCAACCUAAGGUUAAAGUCUUCAACCCUUAAACCGCACAACUCACAACUCAAACAAACACUCACAAGGGUUUGCGUGUUUUGUUCCGUUGCGCCACCGUCCCCUCACGUUAUUAAGCGUAACGCAUUCAGCAUGGCCAACAAAGCAAUGGAGGUGGUGAAAGGCUUGGACUUGGCGAGGUACAUGGGUCGCUGGUACGAGAUUGCGUGUUUUCCGUCGAGGUUUCAGCCCAGUGACGGCGUCAACACCAGAGCCACCUACACUCUCAAAGAUGACGGCACCGUCAACGUUCUCAAUGAGACUUGGAGCGCUGGCAAAAGAAGCUUCAUUGAGGGCUAUGCCUAUAAGGCUGAUCCCAAUAGCGAUGAGGCCAAACUCAAGGUCAAAUUUUGGGUUCCUCCCUUCUUACCCGUUAUCCCUGUUACUGGGGAUUACUGGGUUUUGUACAUUGAUCCUGAUUAUCAGAUAGCCCUCGUUGGCCAACCUAGCAGGAAUUGUCUUUGG